Pocillopora damicornis (cauliflower coral) is the source of this 1202-nucleotide messenger RNA. RefSeq lists its product as uncharacterized. NCBI's taxonomy places the organism in Eukaryota, Metazoa, Cnidaria, Anthozoa, Scleractinia, Pocilloporidae. The record is from RefSeq and is a predicted model, not a curated record.
CUCAGUUUUGUGAAAGCUGAAGUUCUUUUUGUAAUGUGAAGAAAGUGUGUCUACAUUGAGCCGACGAAAUUAUCCCGCAUGUUGAAAACGUUAACUGUUGUCUUCUUGGUUUGGUUUUUGGUUACAGCACUACAGAUAUCAAGAACUGAAGAUCAUAUAGAUCAUUUUCCAGCAGUUUUAAAAAGCUCCGGCUUAACUUCCGACCUAUACGCACAACUUUUUUGGAUUUCAGAAGUGUGGAGGAAGAAUGCACCUUAUGAAAUCGGCUACCCACUGUUUUACAGCACUCUUGUCAUUCUCACCGUCAUCCGAUGUCUGUGUUUGCUGAUACCGUCCAGAGAAACACUCCUUGUGCAGUACGAAAACGAACAAAAGCGAGAACAAACGGAGGUUGAAUCUGAAAUCGUCGAAGACGACAAAGAGUACAUGGUCGCAGCCACAGAGCCCGUUGAUGUCACUUCCGCCGUGUCCCCACUACUUUCCGACAGUAAUGUCUGCAUUGCAGAAGAAUUGAUCGAGUCAGUUGAACCACACCAAACUGAAAAUUGCACCCCAUGCGUUCUCAUGGAAACGUCUCUUACAGAUGAACGUCGGCAAGAAGUCACAGUUCCCGAACAGCUCCCGGAUAUGGCCCCAGUUAAUGUCACUGACAGCUUUACGUACCAUAUAAAACUGGGAGGGGCACUGGGAUCAAAGAUCUAUCCCGAGACCUCUUUAGGAAAAGCUUGUGUAGUGGUUGCUGCCGGAGCUCUCAUUUCUUACGGAAUUUACCGACUUGUCUCGUAAGUUCGACUUGUGGAGUUUCAAUUUUCCUUUGGUAAAAUUUUCCCCACUUCUGGUGAUUGCCAUUUCUUUGAAUUUGCAGCAUUUGUAAUUUUGGAUUUGGAAGUAACUCACAUUGUAUUCUCUCUUUCUUUUCCAUAGGAAAUAAAUAAAGGUUCACAAGGAAAAUAUAAAGCUUCUGUAAGAUAUCUCUUCAUUCCCUCUAAAAAGAACAGUUGUAAAAUAUUUCUUUGGAUAAUACUGGCAUAAGGUCAUCUAUAAAUUGUUCAGUUGUCAUGUAGUGUAAAAAUCAGAUUUGAGAAAGAUUGUAAUCAUACUUUUUGUACAUAAGUCAAAGGUUAAAAAUACUGUCAUUUUUUUGCCCUUCAGUCGGUGAGAAGUUAAUAAAAAUUACUUGCUGCUCCAAGUGAAGAAAACAA